AGUCAAAGCAAAGGAGGUCAAUAGAAUUGUAGGGGUGGAGACUGUACCUGGGAAGUGUGGUACAGAUGAACACCUAGGAAGUGUGAUGUAGAUGGACACCUGAGAAGUGGGGAUCAUGGCCUAUAAAUUGCUUCAAGCAGCUGUAUGCUCCACCUUGCUAAUAGAAGUCUUGGGAGCCCCAUUUUUGAUGGAGGACCCAGCAAACCAGUUCCUACGCCUAAAAAGACAAGUGGUGCACUUGCAGGAUCUCUGGGACCCAGGUCACAACCCCGAUGCGGGGGAAACGGCACUGGCUGAUGAGGCUUGGGAAGUGUGGACUGUUUUGAAAGCAAGUGUACGUCGCUAUUUCGACAAGAACACUUUGGCCUUUGAUACAUCUGCUGCCUAGUAAAUGUGCUUGAAUCAUAAGAGGCAAAGAACAUAUAUGCUAUGAGUCAGCAGGACAGUGUGCCCAAACCACAGGCUUGGAGAAAUGGGACAGAUUUAAUGUAGCCUUUGCUACAUUAUUAUGUCUAUUUCAUGGAAAUUAUGAAAGGAGCAAUUAUGAAAAUCCUUGCAGACAUGUGGAACUGGAAGUUCUCCAUAAAUGGCCAGUCUUGAGGAUGAAAAUAAAGACUGAAGUAAAAG
This is a messenger RNA of Peromyscus eremicus (cactus mouse), 627 nucleotides long. It is a transcript of the gene C12H3orf85, whose product is annotated as chromosome 12 C3orf85 homolog. Bases 116 to 388 code for a protein of 90 amino acids. The transcript is spliced from 4 exons. The record is from RefSeq and is a predicted model, not a curated record. Lineage: Eukaryota; Metazoa; Chordata; Mammalia; Rodentia; Cricetidae.